GUGUUUCCAGACUAUAGAACUGUUUUUAUGUAUUUUUCAUUCAACUCAGUGAUCACCGGAUGGCCAGGGAAUGAUAAAGACAGACGUAUAAAUGAAAUGAAGAAAAAUGAUAGUUCACUGCAGGGGUUAUUACAUUGCUGAUAGUACCGAGAUCUUAGGAAUGGUUUUCAAUAGUUUUGACAGUGUAGUGCAGAUAAAUAAUUCAUGUGAAUGAAAUUAAAUCCUAUAUUUCCCCUGGAAUGUAAAAAAUUUCCGAUGAAAAAUGAUUUUUUCUGUGAUGGUAGUCCUUGUGAUGACUAAUGCCGGACAAAUAAAUGCACAGCUUGAAGGAGACGCAGUAAUGUUCCGCGAGGGGGGAGAUAAUUGUAGGACUCCCGUGGGAAAAGCAGGGACUUGUAUAAAAAUUAGUAGAUGUCGAGAGUUGGUGGAUGUUCUCAGACAAACUGGACAUCCCACGAAUGAGGAUUUGGACAGGUUGAGGAGAGCUAAUUGUGGAUAUGAUCGGCUGGAGGCGAAAGUCUGCUGUUCCAGUGAAGUAACAUUUGAUACUCUGUCUACAACACCUCUCAUUCCCUCGCAGACUCCACAGUCUCCUCCAGACGUAACGGCUCAUCCGAAUCUUAGGCUCCUCGACCACAAUGUCUGUGGUCCAGUGACAGAACAGAGAAUAAUAGGAGGUAACAAAACUGGGGUAUUCGAUUACCCGUGGAUGGCCCUCAUCGCUUAUAAAAUCAACAACAAGCAAAUAGAAUUCAGAUGUGGCGGGUCUGUGAUUAACAAUCGUUACAUUCUGACUGCUGCCCAUUGUGUCACCCAGCUUCCGUCAGCUUUGACUCUGAUCGGUGUACGGGUUGGAGAGCACGAUUUACGGACCGAAAGAGACUGUAAUAAAGACCUGGAUGGUCUAGAAACUGACUGUGCCGAGCGUUACCAAGACUUUGGAAUCGAAGAGGUCCACUUCUACUCAGGAUUUACGAAAUCGGUUCUACAGGAUGACAUAGGACUGAUAAGAGUGGAUUCAUCCAUAGAUUUUCGUCCAAUAAAUGCAAGACCAAUUUGUCUUCCCAUCGGUGAUGCAGCUACGCAUCAUCAGAAGAAGGUAAUCGUGACGGGAUGGGGAGCGACAGAAAAUGGCCCCAGGAGUCAAGACCUCCUCCAGGUGAAGCUCGCCCUAGUCUCUAAUGAGGAAUGUGCAAAGGCGUACAAGAAAAACAUAGUGAUCUGGUACAAGCAAUUGUGUGCUGGAGGUACUGACCAUAAAGAUUCAUGCCUUGGGGAUAGUGGCGGCCCUCUUCAAGCACCUUCCAUCUACAAUAAGACUAAUGUGAGAUUUGUGCAGUAUGGAAUCGUCAGCUUUGGAACUAAGAACUGUGGGAUUGAGGGCUAUCCUGGGGUCUACACCAGACUUGCCUAUUACACUGACUGGAUUCUUGAUCGAACUCUUCGUCUCCCCUGGCAUGCAAAAAAUUUUCAAUUAAAAAUGAUUUUUUCUGUGAUUGUGGUACUUGUGAUGAUAAAUGCAGUGAAAGUAACUACAGACCAUAAUGAAGGCGCAGUAAUAUUUCCUGAUGGAGAUGAUUGUAGAACUCCUAAUGGAAAAUCCGGGACUUGUAUCAAUGUUAAGAGGUGUCAUAUGCUGAUACGUUCUCUGAACUUACCUGGACAUCCCACGAAGGAGGAUGUAGACUUGCUGAGGAAAUCUCGUUGCGGACUUGAAGGGCCACAGGGGCGGGAGUUUAAAGUCUGUUGUCCUUCUUGGACAAGUGUGGAGAAUCGACCAAAGUCGUCAUUGGUAGCCACACCUAUAAUGCCUGUUAUAACUGAAGCAACAAUUGCACCCUCUCACCCAGAUACCCAUGAUUUACCUCCAGACGUAACAACUCAUCCAAAUCUCCGGCUCUUGGAUCAGGAUAUUUGCGGUCCAGUGACCGAGGAAAAAAUAAUAGGUGGUAACAAAACUGGAGUGUUCGAUUAUCCCUGGAUGGCUCUCAUCGCUUACAAAGUCUACAAUAAUUACAUAGAAUUUCGAUGUGGCGGGUCUGUGAUUAACAAUCGCUAUAUUUUGACUGCUGCACACUGCGUCACCCAGUUUUCUGCAGCUGUAACUCUCAUAGGUGUACGUGUUGGAGAAUACGAUCAACGAACAGAGAGAGACUGUAACAAAGGUCCGGAUGGUGUACAAACCGACUGUGCCGAGUAUUACCAAGAAUUCGGGAUUGAGGAGAUCCACUUCCACUCAGCAUAUACUAAAUCGGUGUCACAGAACGACAUAGGACUGAUAAGAGUAGAUUCACCCAUAGAUUUUGGUCCAAUAAAUGCAAGACCAAUUUGUCUGCCCAUUGGUGAUGCAGCCACACAUCAUCAAACGAAAUUCAUCGUGACAGGGUGGGGUGAAACAGAAACUGGCUCCGGCAGUCCAGACCUUCUCCAGGGGAAACUCACCUUAGUGUCUAAUGAGCAAUGCGCGAAGGCGUACAAGAAGAACACGAAGAUCUGGCACAAGCAGCUGUGCGCUCAAGGCCAUCAAUUUUCCUGCUUUGGAGAUAGUGGAGGUCCUCUCCAAGCUCCUGCGAUCUAUAAUAAGAUUAGUGUGAAGUUCGUGCAGUACGGAAUCGUGAGUUUUGGAACUAGAGACUGCAAGACGCCAGGAUAUCCUUCAGUCUACACCAGAGUUGCGUAUUACACAGACUGGAUUCUUGACCAUUUGAAGGAAUGAAUACGCUUAUUUAUUGUUAACAGAUGAUCGCUGAUUAUGAACAUUUAGGCAAGAGAAGUUAGAAUUUAAAUCUUUAUAUAGGGGGCGUAUAAAUUGCAUCAUGUGCUUUUUGGACUCCCCUUCUGUCACAAAGGUGAACCUCUCGUUUUAACAUUCCUCCUACGUAAGGUUGCCAAAAAUUUGGUUUCUUUUUGCUUUUUUGUGUUGUUAUUAGGUAAUUUUUUUAAUUUAUCGAAAGCAAUGAAAAAUUACGUAAAUAAUACUAUGUGUAUAUUAUGUGGUUUUAUAUUGCCAGAUAUGUUGCAACGCCUUUUAUCAACUAUGUACAAAAGGAGUAAGCACGAA
Messenger RNA from Diachasma alloeum, 3061 nucleotides. Its product is annotated as transmembrane protease serine 9. The transcript is spliced from 8 exons. Gene Ontology annotation, biological process: proteolysis. The coding region runs from base 263 to 2716 and encodes 817 amino acids. Gene Ontology annotation, molecular function: serine-type endopeptidase activity. The record is from RefSeq and is a predicted model, not a curated record. Lineage: Eukaryota; Metazoa; Arthropoda; Insecta; Hymenoptera; Braconidae.